AUGGCCAUGAGAAGUAAACAUGGGAUUGAAAUUCUGAACAAGUUGUUGGCGGAUGGUGAUAAGCUAGCUCCAGAAGAUAAGCUAUUUACCUAUAAAGGGAUUUUGUAUCCUCUUGCUGUUUGCAAGCUAGAAAAUUUCCAAGCUCUUGAAACCUUUGAAGCCAGAAUGGAUGAUGUGAUCCUGGUAGGAUAUCCUAAAACAGGUGAGUAGCCAUAUUUUCUACCCAACAAAAAUGUCUUAUGAAAGGCAGUAUAUGAAGAACAUAACCAUACAUGGAACAUAUUCAGUAUAAAUUUUUUUUAUAAAGGUGCAGUUACAUAUAGCCAAGAUUUUACGAUGAAUCUAUAUAGCCCAACCACGAUGAGGAAGGAGUCAUGGGAGGAGUACUUAUAUGACUCUCCUUGUUUAUAUACUCAAAAAAAAUGGAGAACUGUCUGAUUUGACUUCACCCCAGAUUACACAUUCAUGUUUGAUCAUUGAUAAUUCCAUUAUUGAUCUAGUCAAAAUAAAGUCAAGAUUAAAAGUUCAUUUAUAAUAGAAUGUCCAAAAUUCAGAAUUGAUGCAUGGACAUCACGACUCUGUUCUCCACAUCUUUAGAUCAUUUGCUUCUCCCCUCUCCCACACCCUGGUGACACUAAUGUGCACAUGUAGUUUGAUAAAACACUUCAACAAAAGCAAAGUUGUUGUGCUUGUACAUGCAACUACAGCACAAUUUAUUUUCUGUGGGGCUGUUACUGUGCCCACAUGUCCAUUCAAAAAGAGUCUUGACAGAAUUGUAUGUGCAAUUACAUCAAGUUUGCUUUUUUGAGAUGUCCUCAAUGUCAAUUUAUUCAUAUAUCAACUUAUCAGUAUCAAUUAUCAUGUAAUGUGAAGGGAGCAGGAUGACCAAUGAACUGAAGCACAUAUCUGCAAUAUUCAGAAAGAAAAAAAUGGGAACAUUGGUGAAUUCCUAAUGCAUUGGUUCCUUUAGAAAGUAAACCAAUUGCUUCAACAUUCUGGCAUCUCAACAAGUCCAAUUAAUCCAGAACUCCAAAAGAUCUCAAGAUUUGAGAGAAACCAAAGCCGACCAAUUCACCCAUCCCUAAGUCACAGUGCUGUAGUCCCCAUCUGUCAGUCAGUAGGGGUGACACACGGAUAUUACCUGUAUAACCACAGUCCCUGAGGUUUUCUGGUCCAUAACUGCCCAUGCUAUCAUUGGUGAGAAGUCACCAGUAAAGGAUACCAGGGGACAUUUGUGGGCAGUGUCCUUGAGCAGCAGGGAUUUUCAUGAGCAAAAUAUUUAAAAGCAGCAUGAAGCCAGAGUGGUCAUGUGUGCCAGUCUCAAGUACAUACAUAAGACAUAAGUCAUCUGCUUCAGGUACAAAUUGGCUUGAAACCAUGCUCAGAGGCUUGGAAAUCAGAGCUGGGAAAUCUACAGAAGAGGAAAAGGAAAGAAGAAAGGCUAUUGAAGAGGAAUUAUCAGUGCCUUCACGCCUUGAGUUUGGAAAUCUAGAUGCAUUCAAGGUUAGUUCAUCAGCAAUCAGCACAUCACUGACCUUGUUUCAUCUCUGAAAAGCAUUUUAAGCACAGUUGUUGUUUUUGAAAAACACCUAUUAUUAUUAUUAUUAUUAUUAUUAUUCUGCACCCAUCAUGCUAGGAUUCCUCAGAUGCUCUGGGCAGCUUACAGGAAAUAUAAAAACAUGUGGGUGACUGUGCUCACAAUAAAAGACUUGUAUUUAUCACAUGACGCAUAUUCAAUUUUCUCCAGAGAAAUGGUAGCUAUGCCUGAAAGCGAUAAUUUGUGAAGGGCCCUUUGUAUGUUGUCAACACUUAGGAACUGAGCAGGCAAGGAAUUUAAUAAAUAGAAUAAAAAUACUCCAAUGAAAGAUCUAGAAUGAAAUGUUUCUGUUACAUGCAAUUUACAAGGUAGUGAAGAAAGGAAUGGAUUGACCACAGUGCUUAUUUCCUAUCUUAUUUAAGAGGAUGACGAAAUUACCUUCCAGAAGGAUCAUAGUAACUCAUCUCCCUCCUCAUUUAUUACCCAAAUCUAUUUUCAAAAGUAAAGCCAAGGUGAGUACAUACAUCUUAUAGUCUUUCAGCUAUAAUUCCUUUACAGCAGCAUUCACUUAAAUGUUAUUUCAGAGCAUUAUGAGCACAUUCUUAAAGCGUGAUUUAUCGGCAAAUAAAUGUGGGAAAUUGUUGGCCUGGCAAAUGAAAAAAAGACAAAAAUUCAAUACUAUCACGAAUUUGGAAGUGGAAGGAAAAAAUAUACAGAACUCAGUGGAGAUUAGGAAGUGUUUCCGGAGGUAUUUCAAACAACUUUAUACACAGGAGAAGCAGAAAGAAAUGGACAUUGAUCGAUUUUUGAAAAUAAAUGGACUACACAAAAUCUCUCAGGAAAAACAACUAAUGUCGAACUACAAAACAACGGACCAGGAGGUGGAAGGGGCUAUCCAGAACAUGCAAUUAGGUAAAUCUCCAGGACCAGAUGGUUUGACUUCAAGAUAUUACAGAUCUUUGAAAGAUUGGUUAAUACAACCAUUGAAGGAAGUCUGUAAUGAAAUUUUGGAAGGAAGAAAGGCACCAGAGUCGUGGAAGGAAGCUUACAUUACACUUAUACCGAAAACAGAGACUGAAAAGACACAGCUCAAAAACUACCGCCCCAUAUCGCUGCUAAACGUGGAUUAUAAAAUUUUUGCAGACAUUUUGGCCAAAAGAUUAAAAAAGGUGUUAGUAGAAGAAAUUCAUAAAGAUCAAGCGGGCUUUCUCCCGGGCAGACAUUUGUCUGACAAUAUGAGGAAUAUAAUUAAUAUUUUAGAAAAACUUCAAGUGAAUAUUAAUACUAAGGCUGUCUUGAUAUUUGUGGAUGCAGAGAAAGCCUUUGACAACAUUUCCUGGAGCUUUAUGAAGAAGAAUCUACAGGGGAUGGGGGUAGGUCAAGGUUUUGAAAAUGGUAUAGGUGCAAUUUACUCAGAACAAAAGGCAAAAUUAAUUGUGAACAAUGUAGUGACAGAAGAGUUUAAGAUUGAGAAAGGGACACGACAAGGUUGCCCAAUUUCUCCACUGCUUUUUAUAUCGGUCCUUGAGGUUUUGUUAAAUAUGAUAAGAAAGGACCAAAGGUAUACAAAGGUAUACAAGUGGGAGUUAAACAGUAUAAACUGAAAGCAUUUGCUGAUGAUUUAGUAUUGACCCUACAGGAACCAGAAUCUAGUACAAAAAGGGUAUUGGAACUGAUUCAAGAAUUUGGGCAAGUAGCAGGUUUUAAGCUGAAUAAGAUGAAAACUAAGGUCUUAGAGAAAAAUUUAACUGCAAAUGAGAGAGAGAAAUUCCAGGAAGAGACAGGACUAACAUUGGUUAAGAAAGUGAAAUAUUUUUUUUUAUAAGAUAUUUAUUAAGGUUUUCAGAAUAUUACAAGACAAAAAAAGAAAAAAAAGAAAAAAGAAAAAUACAAAAUAAAAACAGUUAAAAACAAUUCAUUCCUUCCAUUACUUAGCCUUCAUUUGCUUAUUUCCAGGACCUCCUCACACCUCCCUUUUUUGUAUUCCAAUUUAGUUAUUAGUUCAACAAAUCCCUCCCCUCUUUAUGUAUCCUAAUCGUUAAUCAUAAAGUAUUUGUAAUUUUAAAUUUUUACCUAUUAAUAAACCAUUUUUUUUUCAUAUUCCCUUAUAACAUUUUGGCUAAAGACCACUUAGUUUCUAUCUGACAUCAUUCUGACAUUCAUUAAUUUUGCAAUAUUUCUGUAAAUAGUCUAUAAACUUUUUCCAAUCUUCCAAUCCAAGUAUUGGAAGACACAAGAUUUGCUCACCCGGGAAGAAUGGCAGAUGAAGUUGAUGGACUACAUGGAACUGGCAGAAAUGACUUGCAGAAUCCGGGACCAGGGAGAAGAGUUGGUGGAAGAAGAUUGGAAAAAAUUUAAAGACUAUUUACAGAAAUACUGUAAAAUUAAUGAAUGUUAGAAAAAUGUUGGAAUGAAGUUAUAUGGCUUUAGUAGAAAUUAAAGGAAAAAUAAGGUUAGAAUGAGUUAAGAUAAUUAUAGGAUAGAAAACAGAGGAAGAUGGAAAGGAAUUGCUGAAAUAAUUAACAGAAGUGGAAUACAAAAAGGGAGGUGUGAGGAGGUCGUGGAAAUAAGUGAAUGAAAGAUGGGAUAAUGAAAUUGUUUGAUUUAUUUUAUUGUCUUUGUCUUGUUUUGUUAAUUUGAUGUGUUGAAUUUUAUUGUUUUUCUUUUUCUUUUUAGUGUUUAAGUUUUUGGAAAAAUAAUAAAUAUUAUUUUUUAAAAAAUCAAAAAAUCUUUGUGUUUCAGAUACUGGUGCUGAUUCGGAAUCCAAAGGAUACAAUGGUGUCUUAUUUUCAUUUUAACAAUAACCUUUCUGUCCUUCCUAAUUCAACAUGGGAUGCAUAUUUCACAGAUUUUAUGGAUGGAAAAGGUAUCCUUCUUAUUUUGAAAAAAAAUCAUGCAAGAGUAGUUCACAGGAUGGGAAGAGGUCCUGCAUCUGCCCCCCCCCCCAUUCUGAUGUCCAGGUGGCAGCAGAAGCUGGGAGUGUUAACCUUUGGUUAAUAUGCCCACUGAAUCCUUUCCUAGGGACUUAGGACCUAGACACUGUCAUGAAUGCUAUGGCAACCUGUUGACUUGACUACUGUAAUGUGCUUUAGCUGGGGUUGCCUUUGAAAAUAGGCCAGCAUCUUCCAUCUGUCCAGAAUCUAGCAGCAUGACUCGUGAUAGUGGACCUUCAUGAGCUGUGCUGUUCCCCAAUUUGUAUCUAGGCUAAUUUCAAAGUGCUGGUUUCAACAUUUAAAAUCCUACACGCAGGCACAUGCAUUCUUAAACAUCAGUGUCCGCAUGCAUGGGAAAGCAGAUCCAAUGAGCGUUCCCACAUGUGUGUAUGCAGGUGAGUUUAUGUGAGUACGCUAGCAGAGAGCCUGCUAAGUGUUAAAAUGUUGAUAUGCAGCUUUCUUCUUUUUAUCCAGUGUGUUGGGGCUCCUACUUUGACCAUGUCUCAGAAUGGGACAAGUACAUUGAUGAUGAAAAUGUCAUGGGCAUAUGUUACGAGGAACUUAAGGAGGUGAGGUUAACAUUAGCCCCAGGGAUAUCAAAACUAGGUUUCUUUGUGAAAUGCUGUCGAAGAGAUAAAUGCACAAGGACACUUUAUACGUGUCCUGUCUGUGAGGAGUGCGUACGGACUGUUAGGAUCGUCCUACUCUCGUGUAGGACCCUGGUAGAGACACAUGCCCAACUGGCAUGUUCUCUCCCUCCUGGUCUGUUGUUCGGGAGCUUCCAAAGUUUCUUCAGCCCAAACAUCACAGUGACUGAUACCAAGAAGCAUCAACACACUUAGGGAUCCACAGAGUAUUCACAGUUUGCGUAACAGAACUCAGUGGCACAGCAUUUUGGCUAAUCCACUUUCUGGAACACAGUAAUACCAAAACAUCCUGUCUCCGUCACUUCCCACUCUGGAAUGAAAACAUAUACUGUCAUGUGAUAGACAACAAUCCCAUGACUACAAACACGGAGCAGGAAUCCGAACACGGACAUGCCAUUUCAUGCCUGACCGUUUCCUGAAAUGCUCAUAACACAGUUGUUGUGUAGGCUCGUGGCCUACGCUGGCAGCUAAGCCAAAGAGAUGGUUUCUUCUGGCCAGAGUUUUGAGUAAUGUUAUUUAAAAAUAUAACAAAAAGAAAGGGAGAAAACAUUGCCAGCUGACAUACAAAAAUAGUAAUCCAUCAAUCCUAAUUUAAACAUAUAGCUUCAUAUGUCCAUAUGCCUAAAUAGGUAUUUAAAUGAGAUUGACAAAAGGGUAGUGAAAUCUUUGGACUACUGAGUAGUAGUUGAUGUUGAGACACAUUACUUUUGCCCCACUAUAGGUGUAAUGUUUUGACAUAUGCAAUAUGUUAUCUCUUGGUUUUUUGGGGGGGAAAGAUCAACAUUCAGAAUUGCAAAAAAAAAAAAAAAAAGAAGAAGGGGGGGAGCUGACUUCUUUGGGUUGGUCUCCACCUUCAGUGUAGGGUUAGAACUUUUAUAUUUUUAAAUUAUUUUAUGGGCAUAUAACAAAAGGAAAGGGGGGGGGGAAGCCAGCCGACAUGUACAAUAAAAAUUAACCCAUCAAUCCUAAUUCAAGCAUAUAGCUUUAUAUGUCCAUAUGCCUAAAUAGGUAUUUAAAUCAGAUUAACAAAAGGGUAGUAGUAGUAGUAGUAGUAGUAGUAGUAGUAGUAAUAACAGGCCCAUCAGACCUGUAGUAGUAGAUGGUACUAAGUUAAUUUAACAGACAUAUUACUUUUGCCCCACUAUAGAUGUAAUCAGUGCUUUUUUAUUGAAAAAGGUGUCAGUACUCACCAGCAAGCAGGGGGAGGAGCCAGUGUGGGGUGUGUGGCCUGAUGCCAAGUCUGGGCGGUGAGGGCGGAGUAGCUGCUUGAUGCUCCCUUAUCCACCCACCCACCUACCAGGGCGCUGCUGCUUGGGUGAAGAAGCCUCCCUUGCCUGACUUUGGGAAGGAGACAGCAGGCCUCCAGGAUCCUGUCAGAGCAUUGUGCCUCCUUGUCCUAAGCUGGACAAAUGCUUCCGAGAGCCCUCGUGCCACCUCCCCCCCCAAAAAAGGUGGCAGUACUACGUACUGUUACGUACAGCUAGAAUGAAAGGACUGAAUAUACUGUUUUGACAUGUUAUCUCUUGUUUUUGGGGGGAAAGGAUCCAAAUUUAGGAUUGCAAAAAAUCGCUAAAUUCUUUGGCUUUUCCGUGAACGAAGAAGAAAUUGAAAGUGUUGUAGAAAAUUGCCGUUUCAAAGCUAUGAAGCAAAAAUCUGCUGAAACUCAUGGAACAUUUGGAGAUGUUCUUUUCCGCAAAGGUAAAUUUCUAGGGUGGGGUGGGGGUUGAUAAGGUUAUUCACCAAUAGUUGCCUGCUAAGUGAUCACAACUAUGUAUAGGUACUUAUCAAUUUAUUUUUUGCGUAAGCUUCUUAAAGGUAGGGAUGCCACAAAGGGUUGCAAAGUUUAGUUUUCAGUCCAGACCUGUGAUUUCAAGGCAUAUAAGUUCUUCUUCUGGUUUUUUAUUUAUCAUUCAAGAACACAGGGUAUGGGAUUAGGAAUCUGUAUUUGAUUCUAUAAAAUCAGCCCAGAAGUUGUUGAGGAUUAUGAUGGAGAAAAAGCUGCCAUCAUCAUGUCUCUGGUAUCAACAUGCAGCAACCUUGGGAACUUGCUCAUGCCCCAUUGGGACCCCUUUCUAAUGCCUGCUCUGGACUCUCCUGUCCACAUAUUUCCCCCCAGUAGUAGACAGCGCAAAGCAACUGGGAGCCACCACUUAGAUUUCCCACAAUGAUUUGAUUCUGCCCCCUGUUUCCAAGAGCUAAGAGGGCACCCAUGGUAUAUGGGGGACUUGGCAUGGGAGGGAUCCAUCAGAAGGAACUAUACCAAGGUCCCCCUCACACCAUCAGGCACUCCUGUCUUUUGUGUUUCCUACAUUGUUGUCAGAAGUAGAUAAAUUGGAUAAUACAUUUUAAAAGAGAAACAUGUGGUGAUUUUUCAAAUAUCAGUUGGACAUACAUCCCACAAGAGCUGGUUGGAGAGUGUGGAAUAGGAUGUAUCUGAGUCCUACUUUACAGAAGACAGUGAUCUAUUUUUAAGAGCUGUUUCUAGUCGUUCUCUAGCUAAACGUGUCCUCUGUUUGAGGGCUGUCCAGUCCAAGGUUGGCAAGUCACUUGGGGUAUUCCUCAAUCUGGUGAGAUGUAUUUCUAUUUAAAUGCAUGCAAAUCCACUUUUUUUGACUUUGCAUGACUGUCUACUCUAUUGUCAAGCGAGAACCAAUUCACUGACCUCUUUUCAAGUUAAUUUUGACUUAGUUGUAAUUAACAGCUCCUGUGUGAGAGACUUAUGCACGGUGAGUGGUUAAUAAAUAGCAUGUUUCGUAGUAAAUCCUAACAGCAGCUGUGUGAUGUGUGGCUGAGGAGCAAACGAUUAUGGUUCCUUUCUGUCAAGGUCAGUUACCUCCUUUAGCCAACAAAUUCCAAAGGAGUCAAUAGGAGCAGCAGGCUCAGUGGAACAGAGGUGAAGCAACAGCCUUCCAACAGUGGAGCCACUGCUGCUUUGGAGGGGAAGGGAAGGCUAAGCAAGUCACAAGGGUGGGGCUGCACAGGAGCAACAGCAGAACACCUAUUGCUGCCAUCACACAGUAUUGACUUCAUUGCUGUCUUGGCUUUCCCUUUCCCUUUCCAGCAAGUGGCCAUGACACUGCAAAUCCACCCCACUGAAGAGACCCCAGUUUAAUAAAAUACCUUCUGAAUAUAUGUUAAAACUAGUCAUUUAUCUUAAAUGUUUGCAGGAUCUGUCGGUGACUGGAAAAGCCUUUUCUCUGAAUCUCAGAGCCAAGAAGUGGACAGAAGAUUUAAAGAGUGUUUAGCCGAAAGCAAACUAGGAGCAAAGAUGAAAUAUGAGGUUUACUGCAAGAUCUGA
This is a messenger RNA of Podarcis lilfordi (Lilford's wall lizard), 8415 nucleotides long. The record is from the annotation of a GenBank genome assembly. NCBI's taxonomy places the organism in Eukaryota, Metazoa, Chordata, Lepidosauria, Squamata, Lacertidae.